AUGACUUCACCUCCAAACUUUGUGGUCUCACCCGUCGAUUAUGAUAAGGACUGGGAUGACUUGUUUACAACGUACUGGGAUUCAUGGAAGGAACCCCUUCAAGCCGUUGGUCAGUUGACUUUCUCGGGUAUAGGUGUUGGUGGCCCGCAGGAGGCGGAAGCCUUCGCUGCUACCAAACAAGCAUACCUGGCUGCGGCAUUGGCCAAUCCCAACCAACACUGGGUCAAGAUCGAAGAUCCAAGUCGAGUGAGCCGGGGACUAUGUCCGAUUAUUGGGGGCGGUGGAUGGACGGAAUAUCAAGAAAACCCAUUUCGAGCUCACUCUGAGGUGGCUAAUCAGGGAUGUAAUCGACUUCUCGGGCCAGGCUUCGAAGCAGGCUCUGAGCGCUAUCACCUAUCAGCAGAGUUAUACAUGCAGCUCUGGAGUUGGCGCCCAAGAAUGAUGAAGACAGCGCAUGUCUACGGCCAGGCUUUGUGGGUAAUUCCUGAGUACCGCCACCUAAGUGCGACAGCAUGUGGUAUGGACUACUGGAUCCGAAGGAUUGAUGAGUUAGGUGUCGAAUCCUACCUCGAGGGUUCCUCCUUAAGUACCUCGCUGUACCUCAAGCAUGGCUUCAUUAUCAUUGGAUAUCCAACUAUGGUAUUCCAUCAUAAAGAUAAGCCAAGCGCAGAUUGGACUAAGCUUGUUCACGACAUUCAAGCUCAUCCUGUUAGCGUCAUGUGGAGGCCUAAGGGUGGUGUAUAUAAAGAGGGUGAGACUGUCUUACCGUGGCAGGGCAAGCCACGACAAGCAAAGCUCUGA
Messenger RNA from Daldinia childiae, 801 nucleotides. Its product is annotated as putative gnat family protein. The transcript is spliced from 2 exons. The coding region runs from base 1 to 801 and encodes 266 amino acids. The record is from RefSeq and is a predicted model, not a curated record. Lineage: Eukaryota; Fungi; Ascomycota; Sordariomycetes; Xylariales; Hypoxylaceae.